Molecule: messenger RNA, 621 nt
Organism: Toxotes jaculatrix (banded archerfish)
Lineage: Eukaryota; Metazoa; Chordata; Actinopteri; Toxotidae
Gene: cmc4
Product: C-x(9)-C motif containing 4 homolog (S. cerevisiae)
Exons: 3
Coding region: 111-299 (62 amino acids)
Cellular component (GO): mitochondrial intermembrane space
Source: RefSeq, a predicted model, not a curated record
AUUGCCUCGCAGUAGGAAGUGGCAAAUAGCCGCUAACAUUAGCUUAACGACCUUUCAUCCAGGAUCUAACUAUUUAUAACUAAUGUCAAGUUCCCUGAGGCGACAAAGGCAUGCCACAGAAAGAUCCGUGUCAAAAGCAAGCGUGUGCAAUUCAGAAGUGUUUACAAGCUAACAGAUAUGUGGAGAGCAUGUGUGAGGACGUGAUCAAGGAAAUGCGGCGCUGCUGUGAGACGCAGGCUGGAAAGUCUAUCUGCUGCUCCGGGUUCAAGGACUCCAAACCCUCCGAGAAUAAAAGUUAAACACAGCUCCCUGAGGGAUGCUUUUGAUGGGAAUAAUGUAAGAAUAUAACGUUGUAUCAAUGUUGAAUUGACUGAAUAACUUCUGUGUAUAUUGCAACAGCGCAAACACUGGACUGAGUUGUUUGUUACAUAAUGUGGAAGAAUAUGAAUCCAUGGCAGACAUUUUGAUAUGGCAUUGCAGAAAGGCACAGAAGUACACUGGAGCUGGCACGCCCGCAGUAUAUGGAAUGUAACCCUCAUUGAUGUUAUUAAUUACAUUUGUGUCAUGAUGUAACAACCCUCUGGCAUAGAGUUGUGAAUAAAGUUGAACAUUAUAAUUUAA